Molecule: messenger RNA, 2559 nt
Organism: Menidia menidia (Atlantic silverside)
Lineage: Eukaryota; Metazoa; Chordata; Actinopteri; Atheriniformes; Atherinopsidae
Source: the annotation of a GenBank genome assembly
AAUUAUUUUCGUACUCACUCAUGGUUGGAUCCUCUCAGAGGUUUUGAUCUUUUUCAGCCCCAUAAAGUUUAGAAUGAAUGUUAAGUGUCCGCAUAUUGAUUACGUUGACAUUAAGCUACUUAAUAUUCAUACGAUGGACUCGUCUUUAUAAUUUGAAGAGGACACAUAAGAGGAUAUAAGCUCAUGAAAAAUGCACAGCUGAGUAAGUGACUUUUAUAGGCUGCUGUUAUCAUUGGUCAAACAACACUGACAAAAAGUGGGAGGUUCCCGGAAAAAAUGCUAACCGGAAGGGAAGGCCAUAGCCCAAGAAGAAGAAGAAGACAGCCACUGCCGAUGAGACCAGCGAAAGAGGAAAAAGUCAUCUCCCUCUGGUGAGGCCUCUUCUUCCCCCGCCACAUCUACCUGCCCGACCCAAACUUACUCCAGCCUAACGCAGCUUUAAUCCGCCUUCUGCACGGAGCCCAAGACUCUCGCCUCAGAAACACUUCCACUUCGUUUCACCGUUUUCGGGACAGCAAUAUGGCAGGGCGCGGCGGACCGGCACGGACCAACGGCACUGCGGCGAGCAACAAGAUCUGUCAGUUUAAGCUGGUGCUGUUGGGAGAAUCGGCCGUGGGAAAGUCCAGCCUGGUGCUGCGCUUUGUCAAAGGCCAGUUCCACGAGUUCCAAGAGAGCACUAUUGGAGCUGCCUUCCUCACACAGACAUUAUGUUUGGAUGAUACAACAGUCAAGUUUGAGAUCUGGGACACCGCAGGACAGGAGCGCUAUCACAGUUUGGCACCCAUGUACUACAGAGGAGCCCAGGCUGCCAUCGUGGUCUUUGACAUCACCAACACAGACACAUUCACACGUGCAAAGAACUGGGUGAAGGAGCUCCAGCGACAAGCUAGCCCCAAUAUUGUCAUUGCAUUGGCAGGAAACAAAGCAGAUCUGUCCAACAAGAGAGCUGUAGACUUCCAGGAAGCUCAAGCAUAUGCAGAUGACAACAGUUUGCUCUUCAUGGAAACUUCAGCCAAGACUGCAAUGCACGUCAAUGAGAUUUUUAUGGCUAUCGCCAAGAAGCUUCCGAAGAACUCGCCUCAGGGCGCAGCGGGCGCUGGCGGACGAUCCGGAGGCGGCGUUGACCUGCAGGAAGCUGCGCCACAGGGCAGGAGUGGCCAAUGUUGUGGCGGAGGGAACUAGCUCAUCCAUCAGCAGACACAUCUAAUUCUACAGCUUCGAUCAACCCGAGAAGAUAUUAGCCAGCCGUCAAAAGCAUCCCAUUGGUCAAACCAAACCACGGUCAGACCAACUACCCUAUCGGCACCAAUUAACUGUAUGGAAAGUGAGUCCACUGGCCAGUAAACUGCCAGACCCCACUGAUGGUUCCAGCUGAUGAGCCAAUCAACAGACUCAUCAGCUGCCACGAACUCUCUUUUGAUGAUUGACACUUGACAUCAACUUUGAGGGGAAAACACCCACCCCAUCCGUGGAAGGAAAAAAAAAAGAUCAGUCAUUACCAAUGGCACGUAAUGGAGCCAUUUUGUUCACUUUACUGUGUUUGUGUAGAGGAAAAUAAACGAAUAGAGGAGUAUAAACAGGCUCGUUGGCUCUGUCCAUUCUCUGCCACCCCUCGCAUUCCCAGUGCACGGUCAAAGUUUCCAUCAUGGUCUUUUGACACUGUUAAAUUGAGGCACAUGCAGCAUCCUUCACUUUGUCUUGUUCCAAGUAGACUCCCUGGAUAAGACGAAAAGGUUUCCAUCAGAAGAGCAGGAAUGAACAUCUUUGUCUAUGUAGAGCUGUGUAGAUCGAUGAUUUCAUUAAUAUUAUACAUUUUUGACACGGACUGGUCAGUAUGAUUUUAAAGCCUAGACUUGAAAGGUUUUACAAUCACCCAUAUGAUAUCAACCAUAUACAGUAAAUAAUACUUUACUAACAUUGUCGCUCAUGUAAUUUUAGCAUUAAUGUCAUGUUUUUGAAUCAACAUAAAAUGGCAAAUGCAUAAAGCAAGAUUUAUUUUAUUGACCAAAAUCACAACUGUGUUGAAAACAUAUCGAUGAGUUUGUAACAGACUUUUCAAGUUUCUAAUCGCUGUAGUUAUUGUCAAAACAAUAUGUUCCCGAUCUGUACAUGUUUUGGCAACCUUAAUUAUGUCAUGAUGUUUAUUUUCUUUUUUGUCUUUUCUUUUUCCCUUUGUCCUCUGGAGAUUUAUGGUAUUAAAUGCACUGGUUCUGUCUCAUCAUCUUUGUGAAUGGAGAUGUUAUCCCCGGCCUCAUUUCCUCCUUUUCAGUCUAAUUUUUUUUUUUCCGUUCAGGGAGUUACUGGCUUUGAGCAGUCCUGUUAUGGCAUCAACAAUCAGCACAACAGAACCUGCUGUUAGGGUGGAGGAGUAGGGAGGGCAUGGUCGUGGGUUAAGCAGAAAGGAUGAAAAUGUAAUUUUCUAAAUAAAUAAGGGAAAUUUAUCUCUAUUUCUUUCGUAUGAUUGUAUUAAUCAUUCCAUCAUAUCUAAAUGGAUCAUUCCUUUUCUCAAGACAAUUUAUUCCUCAGUUAAUGUCGCUGAUUGACACCCUUCAAAAUCCA